CUCCUCUCCGCACUGUGCGCCUGCGCCGACAGCGGAGGGGGGCGGGGCGAGGCUUAGGCUCCGCCUCCCUCCUCCGCCCGCGUCGUCGUCAUAGCGACGGCGGCUGCGCGGCCUGCGGGGAGGCUGCGGCGGCACAGCAGCGAUGGGGGCUGCGCUCUCCCUCUCCGCCGGCAGCGCUGCCCCCCGGCAGCAGAGGAAGGCUGGCGGCGACGACGACGACGACUUGCUCGACAGCCGGGACCGCAAGGAAGACAUCGCCAAGUUCCCCUACGUGGAAUUCACGGGGCAGGACAGCAUCACCUGCCCCACCUGCCAAGGCACUGGCUGCAUUCCCACGGAACAGGUAAACGAGUUGGUGGCUCUCAUACCCUACAGCGACCAGCGGCUCCGCCCGCAGAGAACGAAGCUCUAUGUCCUGCUGUCGGUGCUGCUCUGCCUCCUGAUAUCAGGCCUGGUCGUUUUCUUCCUGUUCCCCCACUCCGUCCUGGUGGAUGACGGUGGCAUCAAAGUGGUUCGAGUCUGGUUUGACAAGAAGAACUCCGUCGUCAUUCUUGCCAUCACGGCCACCUUGCGGAUCAGGAACUCCAACUUCUACUCGGUGACGGUGACCAGCCUGACCAGCCAGGUGCAGUACAUGAACACCGUGGUGGGAAGCCAGCAGAUCACCAACGUCUCCAGCAUCCAGCCCCUGAGCGACAAACUGGUGAAUUUCACGGUGAAGGCGGAGAUGGGCGGACCUUUCUCUUACGUGUAUUUCUUUUGCACGUUUCCCAAGGUGAAGGUGCAUAACAUAGUCAUCUUCAUGAGGACAUCGGUGAAGCUCUCGUACAUCGGGCACGUGACGCAGAGCGCUUUGGAAACCUACCACUACGUCGACUGCAGCACCAACUCCACGGCUGCCCCGGAUCCGCUGCCUCUGCCAGCCCCCUCGACGCAAGGCGCGGCCAAAGUCAAGAGCAAGCCCUGAGCUCGCUGCCGCUGUUCCCUGUGAGCGCAGAGGGGUUCCCCCUGUGAAAUCCGUAGCUGUAGAAAGGACUGGACAUUUUCAAACGGAAGCGGAAGGGAUUGUGACUGACUUUGGGGGAUACCUGAAAGCUCUGGGUCCCUCCUGCACUCUUUGGCAUGCAGCUGGGCUGCACUGCUGGCCUGUCCCCCAAAUCCACUUCGGGUGUUGUUCGUGUGCAGGCAGACGGGUCCCUUCCAGAGUAAGGGGCCUGCCGGGCCUGCCUUCCUCUUCGGUUCCAAAGAACUGGGUUUUGGGUAGGGAAACUGGACUCUCAAGCUCUGUGCUUUGUGGUCCAAGGACUUAGAGUUGAGUUUUGCAGCUGUUCUGAAGCUUAGCACUGUACCCCGUCCUUCCAGAGCAAACUGACGAGUUCUGAGCAAUUAAGUUACUCCAGUUUUGCUCAGUGGCAGUGUGUCACUGGCAUGUUUCAAAGCAGAACUUGAUUUAAAAAACAAAAAAAAGGGAUGAAGCUUUGCCAGGAAAUCACAGGCAAGGCGUUCAGGCUUUCACCUGUGUAACUUGCACUAGGAGGAGGAAAAGGAACGGAAACCAGCAGGGCACGCUUUCUCCCUUGCACAGAUUUUGCUUUCUGGCAGCUGAGGCCGCCUGCAGCGACCCGACACCAAACGCCGCGGCCCUAUUGAAGGCUGCUGCUCGGUGUGCACGGGGCGUUCGGCAGCUGGGGGGGUCUCUGGUGUUUGAAGCUGGGGAAUGCACAGCUCAGGGCUGCUUUGUACUCGUGCCUGCUGCAGAUUUAAACUGAUUUGGUGGAAGGUGGGGGGGGGAGUUUCUUGUUUCAAAGGCUCACCUCGCAGGAGCCAGGCAGUCUCGAAGGACGGUAAAGCAAAUAAAUCCGAUGUGAAAGCUCAGCCUGCCGCAGUUCUGCAGGCUUCUUGCCCCAUUUGCAGCUUGGAGGGUUUCAUUCUGCUUCUGCCCUUUGUAGUUCUUCUGGAACCCGAUCACUGCAGCCCCCCGCGUUUCCUCUCUGCACGCACCUACGCCUUUCUCCAGCCCUCUGUCGGAAGCGAGCGCGUGGAAGCAAGGCACAGGCAAAAGCUGUAAGGGAAGGGGGUCUGGUAUUUCUCAAUGAAGGACGCUUUGUUUUGGGAGAGUGUGAAAUAAAAAUACCCUCUUGUUUUCUAA
Molecule: messenger RNA, 2149 nt
Organism: Cygnus olor (mute swan)
Lineage: Eukaryota; Metazoa; Chordata; Aves; Anseriformes; Anatidae
Gene: TMEM106C
Product: transmembrane protein 106C
Exons: 8
Coding region: 143-967 (274 amino acids)
Source: RefSeq, a predicted model, not a curated record